This is a messenger RNA of Panthera uncia (snow leopard), 532 nucleotides long. RefSeq names its product dual specificity phosphatase 23 (gene DUSP23). Gene Ontology annotation, molecular function: protein tyrosine/serine/threonine phosphatase activity. The record is from RefSeq and is a predicted model, not a curated record. The transcript is spliced from 2 exons. Lineage: Eukaryota; Metazoa; Chordata; Mammalia; Carnivora; Felidae. Gene Ontology annotation, biological process: protein dephosphorylation; cilium assembly. The coding region runs from base 68 to 520 and encodes 150 amino acids.
UGCCGGGCCCCGGGGGCGGGCGGGCGGGGGACAAGGGGCUGGCGCGGUCGCGUGCCCUGCCGCCGCCAUGGGGGUGCAGCCCCCCAACUUUUCGUGGGUGCUCCCGGGCCGACUGGCGGGUCUGGCGCUGCCGCGGCUGCCCGCUCACUACCAGUUCCUGCUGGACCGGGGCGUGCGUCACUUGGUGUCCCUGACGGAGCGCGGGCCCCCGCACAGCGACACCUGCCCCGGCCUCACGCUGCACCGGCUGCGCAUCCCGGACUUCUGUCCACCGGCCCCCGAGCAGAUCGACCGCUUCGUGCGGAUAGUGGACGAGGCCAACGCGCGCGGGGAGGCUGUGGGAGUGCACUGUGCCCUGGGCUUUGGCCGCACUGGCACCAUGCUGGCCUGUUACCUGGUGAAAGAGAGGGGCCUGGCCGCGGGAGAUGCCAUUGCUGAACUCCGGCGCCUUCGACCCGGCUCCAUCGAGACCUACGAACAGGAGAAAGCCGUCUUCCAGUUCUACCAGCGGACUAAAUAAGGGCCCCCAGCA